Epinephelus fuscoguttatus (brown-marbled grouper) is the source of this 1042-nucleotide messenger RNA. It is a transcript of the gene crybb1, whose product is annotated as crystallin, beta B1. The transcript is spliced from 6 exons. The coding region runs from base 132 to 827 and encodes 231 amino acids. The record is from RefSeq and is a predicted model, not a curated record. Gene Ontology annotation, biological process: lens development in camera-type eye; visual perception. Gene Ontology annotation, molecular function: structural constituent of eye lens. Lineage: Eukaryota; Metazoa; Chordata; Actinopteri; Perciformes; Serranidae.
UGAGCCUCUACGUUUGGCCUUUGCCAGAGUAUAAAAGCUCGGGUCGAGCGUUGAAGGCACCAGCACGAGCCAGCCUCCCACACACGGCACUGCAAGCUAUACUUACGCAGACUCUCCUGAAGCCCCUCACCAUGUCUCAGACUGCCAAGUCCGCCUCCAGCCAGGGCACCGAUGCCAAGGACAAGGGAGCCCCAGCUCCCGCUGCCUCCAGCAAGGCCACCAAGACCGGAGAGCCUGGCAUGGGAUCCUACAGAAUCAUGUUGUUCGACCAGGAGAACUUCCAGGGCAGGAUGAUCGAGGUCCAGAAUGAGUGUAUGAACGUGUGUGACCGUGGCAUGGAUAGAGUGCGUAGUAUCAUUGUGGAGUGCGGCCCCUUUGUUGCCUUUGAGCAGACUAACUUCCGUGGGGAGAUGUUCAUCCUGGAGAAGGGAGAGUAUCCUCGCUGGGAUACCUGGAGCAACUCCUACCGCAGCGACUGCCUCAUGUCCCUCAGGCCCAUCCGCAUGGACAGCAUGGAGCACAAGAUCUGCCUGUAUGAGCUCUCCGACUUCAAGGGCAACAAGAUGGAGAUCCAGGAGGAUGAUGUGCCCACCCUCUGGGCGCAUGGCUUCUGUGACAGAGUGGGCAGCGUGAGGGUCCCCGGAGGAGCGUGGGUGGGUUACCAGUACCCUGGAUACAGAGGCUACCAGUACCUGUUUGAGUGCGGUGACUACAGACACUACAACGACUUCUGCGCCUUCCAGCCCCAGAUCCAGUCCAUGCGUCGUAUCAGGGACAUGCAGUUCCACCAGAGAGGAUGCUUCACCUUCACCUCCGCCAGCAAGUGAAUGACGCCCGCUGGCCGUCUGGUGCUGUCGUAGCCAUGCAGCCCUCUCAGCUUUUUAUUUCUCCAAACAAUCCCCCUUUUUCUCCAAUCCUUUCCUUAAUUUCCACCAUCAUCGCUCCAUCCCAAAGGAAAGACAGAAUGAGAGCAAACACACGGGACAACAUUCACUGACUUUUUAUGGUGCUAAAAAAUAAACAUGUUGUGAAAAACCUGAAA